Messenger RNA from Aspergillus bombycis, 3603 nucleotides. RefSeq names its product DUF3433 domain-containing protein. The transcript is spliced from 3 exons. Lineage: Eukaryota; Fungi; Ascomycota; Eurotiomycetes; Eurotiales; Aspergillaceae. Bases 1 to 3603 code for a protein of 1200 amino acids. The record is from RefSeq and is a predicted model, not a curated record.
AUGCUGGAAUUUUCAAAUUCCAUCGGUGAAAGGAUCGCCAGGCGAUUAAAUCCAGGCUCCAAAAAUCAUACGCUGAUUCAAGUGCAGUCCGAGGAACCCAGGGAUACAGAUCCUAGCCAGGACAAUGGAACGCUAACGGCCAGUUAUCAUGGGCAAGAUAACAACGGUGGCAGCCGGUCCCAAUUGUGGACCCCAACGGUCCUCCGCCCGUGGGCCUUCGUCGCAUUUGCGACGCUCUUUAUUGCCAUCCUGAUCGUGGUCCAAGUGCUUUAUAGCGUGUCAAACAAAAACAACGGCAUAAGUGCGAGCGACGCAAAGUACCGUUAUCUGUGGACAUACGGUCCAACUGCUGUUCUAAUUAUCGUGGCCGGAAUCUGGGGACAGGUGGAGUACCGCACAAAGCAACUCAUGCCAUGGAAACUUAUGGGCCAAGCCCCAAGACCGGCAUCGCAGAGUUUGCUACUAGAUUAUGUUUCGGACUGGAACGUAGUCACCUUGUUCAGGGCCUUGAAGCACUGCCAUUGGGUCGUUGCCAUCGCAGUCCUCGGAACCCUCCUCUUGAAGCUGCUUACGGUCGCUUCGACGGGCCUUUUCAUGCUUCAGAAGGUCCGCGUCAGCGAUGUCCACACCAGAUUAACAGCGGAAGCGACGUUUAGCGGCACGGGAUAUGGCAGUGCGAAGGUUGAUAGCAAUGCUGCGUUGACCGUUGUCGGCAAUAAAUUUCUGAAUCUUCCCCAUCCCGUCGGAACCACGGACAAGUAUGCGUUUGUCCCUUUCCACGGAUCCGAUACGCCAUCAGAUUCGAACACGAUUCUCUCCGGUACCGUGGAUAUAUUCUCCACGGAUUUAAGCUGUGAAGUAGCAACCGUCAAAAACUGGACUCAGGGAUGCGCAACCCAGCACUGUGAACAAACACUGUUCAACUUGACUCUAAGCACCCCAGAAUGCUCACAAUACCAGUUCAACGCAUUCAGUAGAAGCACUUCUGCUGUGGGCGGAUGGCAUGCAACCGUCCUCUCGGAGAGGUGUGCCAGUUCCAAUGAUGACACGAACACGGACCGAAUGAUUUUCGCUGUUGCCCACUGGCUGAAUGAUAGUGCGCAGGUACAGUCCCUUGUUUGUGAGCCUACGUACACGAUAUCGCCAGGAUUGGUCUCACUAUUUAAAAGCAACCAAAGUGUUGCGGAAAUCAACUCCAGUGGCAAGGUGGCCACAUCCAAUCACACAAUCCCGGGUGUAACAGUGGUCGAUGUAGUCUCGGGGUUGCUUGCUACGUUGACAGCCGCAGAUAGCUCUGUGGGGACCCUUAUAGAGUUAGAUGGUGGCAUAUAUGCCAAUUUAGCGGACCCGAACAGUAACUACCUCGAACCCUUUUACCGGAUUGCGACUGUUUCAUCUCCGGACAAUUUUGAGCCCUUAUUGGAUGCAGCAUACUUGGAGGCUAUCUCUCGUCCAGUUUAUAAUGCAAUUGCUGCACAGCUAGCAAGGCAAUACCUCAUGACUUCCGCGAAUAAGCCAUUCGAUGGCGUAUACUCAGCAUCUACAGAAAAGCUCCUGGUGCGAGAAUUGUCAGUCCGACUUAUGGAGGCCGCGUUGGCGCUUUUGAUUUUGGUGACUGGGGCGAUUUGGAUGUGGAGUCCGGCCAAAUGCACACCUCGAGACCCUGGCACAAUAUCUGGCAUGGCAACGAUAUUAGCCCGAAGCCCCGAUUUAUCUGAUCGACUCUCCGGCAUUAAAAACGGGAAGGACCUGAAGUCAUCUCUGGCGGGCGGUCUCUUUGUUUCAGAGAUCGCCAGCAUGGACGGCCAACGAAGCUUCGGUAUCGUCACGAAGCAUGAUGCCAAAGAGGAACUUCGUGCUACUGAAGCUUCUAGCCAGAUAUCCUGGUGGAAACCUCUUGCAAUGUCGUUGGGUUGGCGCAUCCUUACCUUAGCUGUCCCUCUUCUCGUCAUUGUGGGACUAGAGACCACCUACCAGAUCUCUCAGAAACAAAAUGGCUUGGCUGAUAUCACAUCCGAUGGCUAUAUUCGCUACACCUGGGUAUAUAUCCCUGCGUUUAUAAUGCUGUUAAUCCAGGCUCUUUUCGAAUGCAACCACUUCUCCACCCAGGUUAUCCAGCCCUACUUGGAGCUGAGAGCAGGCGGCUUGACAGCACAGGAAAGCUUGAUGGACAAUUACCUGUCGAAGCUCACCAUGCAUGCCCUUUGGAGUGCACUUAUCAAAAGAAAGUAUGCAAUUGUCACUACGGCACUGACCAUGGUUCUGGCACCUUGUUUGACAAUCGCCGCGAGUGGUUUGUAUUCUACCGAAGCCGCUAGCUACGUGCGUGCAGUGUCUAUCUUGAGAAACGACUCAUUUAAUUCGACCGUGGAUCCUCAAGCUUACCACUCAGGGCAGAAAGGGAUAGGUCUUACCGGAGCUCUUGUCGUGGGGGCCAAUCUCUCAUAUCCAGACUGGACUUAUGACGAGGUCGUCCUUCCAGUUCUCAACGAUAGUACGCUCACGGAUGUGAAAGAAGAUACCAUAUAUAAGCCCACAAACCAGAGCUCUACGACUGACAGCGUUUUGGAGCUGACGUAUCCUGCUCUCCGUGCCGGCCUCAACUGUACCGUCCUUGAAGCAAGCCAGAUUUUAAAAACGACUUCGUACACCAGGGGUUCCAUGAUGGCGUGGCUGUCUCUCGGGGGUGAGUGUUGGACUAGUAGCAGGAAAGUUGACAACGAGACUGAAACGUAUUUCACGAUGACCCUUCCAACGAACUCCACGAGUUACAACGGCACUGCCUUUGGCACAUUUCAGGUUACAGAUAUGAUAAAUGAAAAGCCAGAGUGCCCGAAGAUGGCGGGCUUAUACGGGGUAGUGAACCACCCUAACUCCACCAACACUGACGGUAUUCGCGGAUUCACCUGUUUCCCGUACGUCGACGAAGUCGAUGUGGAUACAACAUUCACCGUUCCGGGAUACAAGAUCCAGUCCGUCAAGCCAGACGAAUCCUCAAGCCGGCGGUUCGCAGAUAGCCUUACAUCACAGUUGGAUUUUGAUGCGUACUUACCCACGAGCGGCAAAGUCACUGAGUACGAGGGAUUCGACAACGUCUUCAUCGCGAUGAUACAAGAACAGAAGACAUUGACAGUUAUGGACGUUGAACAGACGGACCGGGUACCUGCCGUGAUCAACGCCACCCAGCAUCUCUAUCGCGUUCUUAUGGCUCAAAGCAUGAACGGCAACUCCCGACUGCCGCUAGAGAAAGAAACGAGAUACCAGGGGACGGUGGUCGAUCCUACGCGUGUCCGUCUCAAGCAAAGUGCUGUCUCUACCCGUAUCCUAGAAGGGUUUCUGGCCGCCAUGGCUCUUUGUAUUAUGGUGGCGUUCUACUUGGUGCGUCGGCGGGAGGUGAUUCCGGUGAACCCAUGCAGCAUCGCUGGGGCUGCGACGUUGUUGGCUGGCUCCGAAAUGCUGAAGCCGGACGUGAUCCCGCCUGGAUCAGAAUGGUGCGACGAUGCCGCGUUGGUGAAACAGGGCGUGUUCAGUGGGUUGGUGUUUGGGCUGGGGUGGUGGGAGGGGACGCGGUUUGCGAUUGAUAUUGGGCGUCCGGAGCAGUAG